Cutaneotrichosporon cavernicola is the source of this 6357-nucleotide messenger RNA. RefSeq lists its product as uncharacterized. Gene Ontology annotation, biological process: positive regulation of Rho protein signal transduction; intracellular signal transduction. Bases 1 to 6357 code for a protein of 2118 amino acids. The record is from RefSeq and is a predicted model, not a curated record. NCBI's taxonomy places the organism in Eukaryota, Fungi, Basidiomycota, Tremellomycetes, Trichosporonales, Trichosporonaceae. The transcript has 7 exons. Gene Ontology annotation, molecular function: actin binding; guanyl-nucleotide exchange factor activity; calcium ion binding.
AUGCAGCCAAACCAGUGGCAGCAACAGCAGUUCGGCUAUGGCGGCCCCGGGGCGUCGGGCUUUGGCUACGCCGGACAGCGCCCCAUGAACGCCCAGCCAACCGGCUUUCCUGGCCAGCAGAUGCCCAUGCAGACUGGUAUGCCUGGCAUGGGCCCCGGCAUGGGAGCCAUGGGAGGCAUGGGCGGACAAGGUAUGCCCAGCGGAGGCAUGCCAAGUGGGGCGAUGGGAUCCGGCUCCACUGGUCUUAACACUCCUGGUGCCGGAACUGGAUCUGGCGCUCCCAACUACUCGUUCCUCUCUGCUCCACCUCCUCCCGGCUCGUUCGGUCAGCGUGGCAGCUUUGGAAACCAGAGCGGUCUCAUGUCCCAGCCCACCGGCUUCCCCGGCGGUGGUGCCAGCGGCCUCAUGCCCCAGCAGCAAACGGGCAUGCCCAUGAUGGGCCAGCCCACGGGCCUCGGCGCAAACCUCAUGGCCCAGCCAACCGGCAUGGGCCUCCGCCCUCAACCAACCGGCAUUCAUGACCCCCGCCUCGGCGCUAUGCUCCAGAGCUUUAUGCCCAGUAACAUGAGCCAGCCCUUCUCGGCUUCUGGUGCACCCCAGUUCAACCAGGCUCCCGGGCAGCCCCUCCAGCAGACGUUCCAGUCGCUCCUCCAAAACCCUUCAGUCAAGACACCCAAGGUCCCCUGGGCGCUCUCGCGCCAGGAGAAGAAGGACUACGACCAGAUCUUCCGGGCGUGGGACACUCGUGGCGACGGCUUUAUCACUGGCGAUAUGGCACGCGAGGUGUUCGGCCAGUCGGGCCUUUCUCAGGACGACCUCAUGAAGGUUUGGAAUCUCUCGGACGUCGACAACCGGGGCAAGCUCAACCUUCCCGAGUUCCACGUAGCCAUGGGCCUCAUCUACCGCGCCCUCAAUGGCAACGAGAUUCCCGACAGCCUUCCCGACGAGCUCGUGCCUGCAUCGAUGCGCGACAUCGAUUCCACCGUCAGCUUCAUGAAGGACCUGCUCAAGCAUGAAUCCAGCGCGCGCUCAGACACGUCGUCGCCUGUGGGCUAUGGUGUGCAGGCGCCCAUGUCCACGGCGUCGGCCAAGGACGCCAAGGUGUACAAGCACGACGACAGCCGAAAGGCGGGCUACAAGUCAUCGGCACGCCACCUUGAUCGCAAGACUGUGCGCUAUGCUGGCGAGGACUCUGGCGCCGAGAUCAGCGACCUGCGCCGCCAGCUCGAGACCGCGAGCGGCAUGCUCGACAGCAACACGGCUGAGAACGCGCGCAAGACAGAGGAGGACGAGGCACUCGAGCAGGAGGUCGAUGACAUCAAGUACCGUGUCAAGCGUAUCAAGGAAGACAUUGACUACGUGUCCAAGGGCCGGCGCAGCGCCGACAAGGACGAGGAGCGCCGCAAGCUCGAGCGCGAGUUACUCUUCCUCAUGCACGAGAAGCUCCCGGAGCUCGAGCGCCGCCAGGAGCGCCGCGCCGAGGAGAAGCGUAUGGAGGAGCGUGCGGGCGUUCGUGCGCGCGACAGGCGCAACGAUACUCAGGGCCGGUACAACGACCGCGACCGUGACCACGACUGGCUGCGCGGUUCGUACGAGCGCGAUCCAAGCCGUGACCGGGGGUACGGACGUCGUCCAAGCGUGUCGGACCGCGACCGGUACGACCGUGACAGGUACGAUGACCGCGACCGCGAUUACAGUCGCGGUGGCAGUGUCUCCAACCGCGACCGCGACCGCGACCGCGACCGCGACCGCGACCGCUACGACGACCGUGACCGUGACCGUGACCGCUUCGACCGGGACGAGCGCGAUCGCGACCACCGCGCGCCCUCGCCACGUCCCCCUUCUCCGAAGAAGGCCGAGCCGACACCGCCUCCCGCGAGGGAGCGGCCCAAACCUGCCACCAGGUCUGUCGCGAGCAUGACGCCCGAAGAGCGCAAGGAGUACGUCAGGGAACAGGCCCAGCUCAGGAUCCAGGAGCGUAUGCGUGCGCUUGGCGUCGAGACGCCUUCGGCGACUCCAGAACCGGCCGUCGACACUUCUGUCGAGGACCGCCUGGUUCAGGAGCGCCGGGAGGCGGAGGAGCGCGCUAGGGCGGCCGAUGAGGAGCAGAAGGCGCGCGAGGAGGCGCGUGCGGCCCGUAUUGCGUCGGCCCGCGGUGAUGCCCCAGUUCCCCCUUCACCCGCGGCGAAGAAGGAGGCUCUCAAGCCUCCCCCUCCGCCGCCUGGGAAGAAGGGCCCGCCUCCUGCCCCAACAUCACGCGGUAAGGCGGCCCCUCCGCCACCUUCGCCACGGCACGCUCCAGCUGCGCCUUCACCUGCUCCACGCGCCCCGCCGGCGGAGGACCAUGAGGAGGCCGAGCUGCGUGCGCAGGAGGAGGCACGCCAGAAGGCGAUCCAGGACCGCCGCGAGCGCUUGAAGCGACUUCAGGAGGAAGAGGAGGAGGAGCUACGCAAGGAGGAGGAGCUCUUGGCCGCGCGCAAGGCGCGCUCUGCCACCUCCGCCGCACCGGUGCUCCCCAGAAUCGUGACAUCUCCUGUUCAGCAACCAGCUCCCUCCUUUAAUGAGCAGUCCAAGUCGCCUCCCAAGUCACCCUCGGGCUCGUUCAACCCCUUCCACCGCCAGCAACCCAGCGCUUCGCCAGUGCGCUCGCCUACUGGCCCCAGCUUCAACCCCUUCUUCCGCCCUCCUCCCGCCGCGGGCGCUGCUGUGACAGCCCCGUCUUCUGCGCGUCAGCGGCCGACUGUGCCGGAACCUCCUUCGGCGCCGAGCGCACCCGCUGCUGCUCCUCCUCCUCCGCCUCCACCUCCGGCUCCACCGGCGCCCGUCCAAGCUGUCCGGGCCCCUCCAGUGCGCGCCAACUCGGCACCGCCCCCAGACGACGACUGGGAGGACGCACAGGAGAAGGAGGCCAACGAGUCGGACUCGAGCGAUGACGAGUACACUCACUCGCGUUCGUCGCGCAACAUGCUGGCAUCAGCGCUCUUCGGCGGCAUUAUGAACCCGGCGGGAUCGCGGCCCAAUUCUGCUGGCGCGAGUCAGCCAGCAACCCCUCCCCCGGCUCCUGCUCCACCCGCUGCCCCGAGAGCGGCGCUGCCCAACCUUGGCGGUGGCAGCAUGGGUGGCGGUGGAAUGAGUGCUCUCCUCUCGGGCAUUCAGGGCGGUGCACGCCUCCGCAAGACCGAGACGAACGAUCGCAGCGGAGCCAGUGCCGGCGGGCACGUGAUCGGCGAUGCCGCACCCCCCGCACACAUCAACGCUGCUGCCCCUCCCACCCCACCGAGCCCGCCUAGACCGCCGCAGGAGCUCUAUUCCACGCCGCCCGAAGACGACGACUUCGUGCCUCGCCACGGCAACCGCUCCUCGGUCGACUGGUACUCUGGCAUCGCGGGUGAGGCCACCCACCCCGCCGCGCAGCAGGCCGAGCAGGCCAUGCCCUCGACUAUGGAGGAGGAUGAGACGCAUGACUCGCCUGUGGAGCAGAUGGCCGCUGUGUCGGUGGACGGCCCGAGCCUCGACGACGUCGACCUCAGCCGCACGCUGCAUGUGCGUACGCUUUUCGACUACGCGUCGACGUUUGAUGGUGACCUUCCGUUCACGGAGAACAUGGUGCUCGAGGCGCAUCCCGCGCGUGACCCUGCGGGGCCGUGGUGGUACGGCACACUUCCGGAUGGUCGGGCGGGUUGGUUCCCGAGCUCCUACGUGGCUGAGUGUGUCGUCAAACCCUGCGUCGCGCUGUACGACUACGAGGCGACGUCGCAUGAGGAGCUCUCGUUCACCGAGGGGCAGACACUUCCCGUCGUUGACCAGAGCGACGCCGACUGGUGGAAGGUCGAGAUGGGCGGCGCGAUCCUAAUCAUUCCCGCAGCGUAUGUGGAAGUCAUCGACCGCAACACGAACGGCACUGACAUCAACACUGACUGGGAGCGCGAGCGAAGUGUGCCAGUUCUAAAGCAGCCAGAGCCGUCGCCGGCGACUCCACCAAUACCAACAGUAGACGUCUCGGAGCACGAUACGCGUCGCCACCCCCCUCCUCCGCCCGAGUCGAAGCGUCCCUCAUUCAUGCUCCCGGGCCAUGCCCAGACGCCCAACCGCUCAAGAGCAGCCAGUAUCUUAACCCUGCGGAGCAUGGACGACGGCAACGACAGUGACAGCGGCGACUCGGUGCUAUCCUGGUGGUCCGACGACGCCGACGAGACAUCUCUCUCGACCGUCCCGGAGAGCAGGGAAGAGCGGGAGGAGGAGCGCCGCCGACGUGAGGGCGAGCGGCAGAAGGUUCUGGCUGCCGCGGGGCUCAAGAUACGGCGCGAGCCGCCAAGUGUACCCGGCGCCCCGUCGUCCAGAGCGAAUCAUGGGCGUAGACGGCCGCCUCCACCCCCCAAGGCCAAGUCCAUGGAUGCCUCGGGCUCGGUCGGCUCAACCUCGGGCUUACCUUCAAGCUCCCGCGACCUCCCUGCACUCCCCCAGCCACCCGAACCACCAGAGAAGGACGGGCCCGUCACCGCGCCCGUGGACGUCGACGACGCGUACGCGCGCUACGAGGCGUUCAUGGCCGAGGCCAAGCCUGAAGCCAAGCCGCAGCCACAACUGAGGCCGACCAGCGUCGUAUCCGAACGCCCGACGUCCAUGGUCUCGGUGGCCGAGACGACCAGUUCGACCGGCACAGCAGGUCUCAAGGAGGCUGCGAAUGCCGCCAGUCAUCGUCUCACCGAGUUCCUGGGCACGAUGGGGUUCGGGAAGGAGAAGGAGAGGCGACCUAUCAGUGGCCCGAUGGACAAACGCAUCUCUGGUCCAAUCUCUGGUCCAAUCUCUGGUCCAAUCUCUGGUCCAAUCUCUGGUCCAAUCUCUGGUCCAAUCUCUGGCCUUGUCUCUAGCCCUAUCUCUGGUCCCAUCGGCCCAAUUUCAAGGCCAACAUCUGGUAUCUCGGACCCAGAAUCCUCAUUCGGCAAAACCUGGUCCUCGCUCAUGGACCCCUCGGUCCUCGCAACCAUGUCGGAUACCGAGCGCAAGCGACAGGAAUCAAUCUUCGAAUUCAUAUCCACCGAAGCAAGUUACGUGCGCGAUCUCCAACUCAUCGUCGGCGUAUUCUACGCUCGCCUGAUGUCUUAUCUCCCAGAUAAAACACUACGCGUCAUCUUCGCAAACGUCGAGGACAUCAUGAUGCUCAACUCAUUCUUCCUCUCCUCCCUGGAAGAGAGGCAGAAAGAAUGCCGCCUCUACGUCGACAAGAUUGGCGACGUGCUCGCCGAACAUGCCCAGAACUUGGAAGUUUAUGCGCCGUACUGCGUCAACCAAGAUACGGCGGCCAAGUUGCUGGUUCAAUUACGCAGCGAGGAUCCCGAGUUGGAAAGGGUAUUAGGUGAGAUUCGGGGCGAUCCAACUGUGCGUGGACUGGAUUUAAGCCAUUUCCUCCUCGAACCUAUGCAACGCAUCACUCGCUACCCCCUUCUCCUCCGCCAGAUCGCCAAAUACACAUCCGCAGACCAGGACCUAGAGGACGUCAACAAGGCCCUGUCGCUCGCGGAGGGUGCGGUCGCGAGAAUCAACGAGGGCGUGCGAGACGCCGAGUCGCGCGAGCGUCUUCGCGCACUCAGUGAGGCCAUGUGGGUCGGUGGAGAGGGGCGCAUCGACCUCACUGAGCCGACUGUUUACCUGGGCGAACGCAAGUUAGUGAAAGAAGGGGCGGUGAGCAAGGCCAAGAGUGGACGACGGCUUUGGAUGGUGCUGUGUAACGAUAUUGUCAUUUUGAUGGAAGACAAGAAUCUAUAUCGCAUGCCCAUCCCACUACACAACCUCGACCUGCUCCAAGGGAAAGACGACGUAUCCUUCGCACUAGUCAUCCCCCGGGGCCAAGGCGGUGACACGGUACGCAUCAAAGCGCCCAGCAACAAGGAACGCAUCGAGUGGAUAACAGCACUAUCCAAAGCCAAAAAUGACGCUGCCGACGCACGCCGAGCCGCCGCCCUCACCGAGAGACGUACUUCCGCCCCAGAAAGAGAGAGACGGACUCGCCCGACCCACUCUCGCGCGAGUUUGAGCGUCGGUGGCGAGUAUGGCCCGUCGGCAUACCGCCUCUCCUCAAACAACCGCUCUUCAUCUUUCAACGACCGGCCGCCGCUGUCAUACAACCCAUACAACGGCUCGUCCGACCCGCGCUCAGGAUACGACCGCAAGUCGAGCGUUAAUGGCAGUCUCGCAUGGCCGCAGGUCCCCCCCAGUCCCCAGCGACUCGCACCAAGUUCCUCGCCCCCUCCUCUGCCGGCGCGCUCCCAGCCCAAGAUCCCAGAAGCACACGGAGAAGGACAGGAGGUAUUUGGCUCCUCGGGGCAGAAGACGAGUAUGUACGACCACGAAUUUUAA